Molecule: messenger RNA, 4281 nt
Organism: Zygosaccharomyces rouxii
Lineage: Eukaryota; Fungi; Ascomycota; Saccharomycetes; Saccharomycetales; Saccharomycetaceae
Gene: ROM2
Product: Rho family guanine nucleotide exchange factor ROM2
Exons: 1
Coding region: 1-4281 (1426 amino acids)
Biological process (GO): intracellular signal transduction
Molecular function (GO): guanyl-nucleotide exchange factor activity
Source: RefSeq, a predicted model, not a curated record
AUGAUUAACGGGACAAAUAUCCAAGAUCGCUAUUCGAUAUAUUCUGAGAUAUUCGGUCUUGAGAGGCGUCAGAACUCAUUGGAAUACGAUAAUAACAGUAAUGGGACAUUUACACGUCAUUCAGGAUCGAGUUCGAGCACUUUGCCUGAUAAGAUUGAAGAUAUUCAAAGUUUAGGGGAUGUUGUAUCGGAGGAAGUAGCUAAUGAUUUGGUCUAUGACAAGCAGGACACUCAAAAGGAAGAUUAUAUUCUUUCUGAAAGAACUCACAUGAGAAACGUUUCGGAUACAACGAGUCUAAUGAGUAAAGACAGUACUCCUCAUAACAGUCCGGCGAAAAUUGGAAUGUCAUCGCCACCAGCAACAGUGGGGUUUAAAAAUAAUAGCAGUAAUUUUGGCCGUGAUCCUCCCCAACGACAACAUAUACCUUAUCCGCCAACUCCGACAGCAACUGACGAUGAUGAUAAUGGAUUUACAUCACCACCAUCAGCUACCUUAGCACAUGAGCAUCCCUUGACACAUGAUCAUACUAAUCAUAAUACUAAUCCGUAUGUGUCUACUGCCGACGGUGGUGUUAUUGAUGCUAUACCAGGGUCUUCUCUUCCUCCCGCUGCAUCUGAACCCGAUCCUUUGGAUGUAACACACAUGGCACCGGCGGUACCUCGAAUGAUUUCUGUACCACCGCGGGGACCAUCUGUAGCUCCAGCAGUACCAGCAUCUACUACCUCAGGAGCAUUCCAUCCUCCUCCUGUUACUACAACUGGUACUGCUCCGAGUAGUGCUGAUGUGAUACCUCAGAGAUCAAAGAGUGAAUUUGCCCCCAGAAGGACACCAUCAUUACCACAAUUAGCCAUUGCAGGUCUUAAAAAACAAGCUAGUUUCUCUAUGUCUAAUAGUGGUACACCUACUCAGACGAAGAAAUCACCUUUACAAGGAUUUGGUCUUUUUUCAAGACCUAAUUCAAAGGAGCUGCAUGAUAAUUUACAAAAUCAAUUUUCCAACCAGCAUUCUCAUUCGAGUCACAAUAAUAAUCAAUCGGGUGGUCCAAGGUCAAUGUCAUUGAAUUCGUCCACUCUCAAAAAUUUUGCAUCUUCCAUACAAUCAAAAACUAGUAGCGGCAGAAAGGUACCUCAAAAAUAUGAUAAUGCUACAAACCCAUUUUUAGAACACCAUGGACAUCAUAACUUUAAUUUUUAUGGUGGUGGCACUCAUGCAAGUACAAGCACGUUAGGUCAUAAUUCAACGGGCAAUCAAUACGGUCAGUCGUCCAUGGGAUUGGGGUUAAAGACAAGAAAUUCUUCAAACUCUUUAGCCUCUAAAAGAUUUGCAUCUACUUCGAGUAAUACUCUCAUACAGGAUCGCCGUAGCAGUGGGUCUUUGCCAUCUUCAAGACCUCUAUUGAGUGCUUCCACAAAGAGACCUCAAGUGUAUCCAGCAUUGUUAUCAAGAGUAGCAACUAAAUUCAAGGCGACUAUUCAAACUGACGCUCAUAAAAAAGAUGGGCUAAUCUACAGAGACGCAUUUACAGGUCAACAAGCUGUAGAUGCCAUAUGUACCAUCAUUCGAACUUCUGAUCGUAACUUGGCAUUAUUACUGGGGAGAUCAUUAGAUGCUCAAAAACUAUUUCACGAUGUGGUUUAUGAGCAUAGGUUACGAGAUUCACCUCAUGAAGUUUACGAAUUUACCGAUUCCUCAAGAGUUAUUGGUACAGGAACCACUGGAAUGGUGGCACAUGAUCCAAUGAUGAUGCUUCCGAGCUCUUCAAGUCAAGGUGUUAAUCCAAUGGCCUCUACUUCAACAAUUGUCACCUCUGGUUCAACUUCAUCCAUUGGUAGUGGUAAUGAUCAGGCAAGCACAAGUACAUUAACGAAUUACGGUGGUAGCAAUGGUAGUAGCAGUGCUCGUGCUGGUAGAGAUAGUAAACAUCAAGAUCCAGCCACUAUGCAUUCUGUUAAUGGUGUAUUUACACUUUUGACUGAAUGUUAUUCGCCAACAUGUACGAGAGAUGAAUUAUGUUAUUCCAUCUCAUGUCCGCGUAGACUUGAACAACAGGCAAGAUUGAAUUUGAAACCUAAUGGUGGAUUGAAACGCAACAUUUCAAUGGCGUUAGAUGAUGAUGAGGAGGAGAAACCAUCGUGGACAAGUUCAGUGUCUAGGGAAAUUGUGGAAAAGCUUUCUAAAAGAGAGAUCAAGAGGCAAGAAGCAAUUUAUGAAGUUUUCAUUACAGAGAAAAAUUUCGUGAAAUCCUUAGAAAUUACUAGAGACACGUUUAUGAAGACAUUAGCAGAAACUAACAUUAUUCCAGCUGACAUUAGGAAAAACUUCAUCAAGCACGUUUUUGCCCAUAUUAAUGACAUGUACUCUGUGAAUCGGAGAUUCUUAGAGGCAAUUUCUGAUAGACAAAAAGCAUCACCUGUGGUUAGGGGAGUUGGUGAUAUUAUGCUUCGAUUUAUCCCAUUUUUCGAACCAUUUGUUUCCUAUGUGGCCUCGAGACCUUAUGCGAAAUAUUUGAUUGAAACUCAAAGAUCAGUCAAUCCCUAUUUUGCAAGAUUCGACGAUGAUAUGAUGAGUUCUUCAUUGCGUCAUGGUAUUGACUCUUUUCUUUCACAGGGUGUUUCGAGACCAGGUCGUUACAUGUUGUUAGUUAGAGAAAUAAUCAAAUCAUCUGAUCAAGAGAAUGAUAAAAGAGAUUUAGAAGACUUGAAUAAAGCCAUGGAUGCAUUAAAGGACUUCAUGAAAAGAAUUGAUAGAGCCAGUGGUGUAGCCCAAGAUAGGCAUGACGUUAAAUUAUUGAAACAAAAGAUUCUAUUCAAAAAUGAAUACGUUAAUUUAGGAUUAAACGAUGAAAAACGUAAGAUUAAGCAUGAAGGUAUACUUUCAAGAAAGGAAUUGACGAAGUCUGAUGGGACUGUGGUAGGUGAUAUUCAAUUUUACCUAUUGGAUAACAUGUUAUUAUUCCUCAAGGCCAAAUCGGUUAACAAAUGGCAUCAACAAAAAGUUUUCCAAAGACCGAUACCAUUACCAUUAUUAUUCGCAUGUCCGGGGGAAGAUAUGCCUUCAUUAAGAAAAUUUAUUGGACAUAGCCCAGAUUGUUUUGGAUCUGUUCUCCAACCAGAUUUUGCUAUGAAUAAUCCAAAGAAUGCGGUAACCUUUUUAUACUAUGGUGCUAAACAAAGGUAUCAGGUUACAUUGUAUGCAGCACAACUAGCAGGUUUACAAACCCUUUUGGAAAAAAUUAAACAGGAACAACAAAGGAUUAUCAAUGAAACUGAAAUGUUUAAUGUCACCAAAAUUAGUGAUAGAUUUUUUGAUUACACUAACAAGAUUAACAGUGUUGCUUCGUGUGACGGUGGUAGAAAGCUUUUGAUUGCAACUAACUCUGGUCUAUAUGUGAGUAACAUCAGAAGACAGAGGAGUAAUGAUUCUGAAAAGAAAUCCACGUAUUUUUCUACACCGGUGCAACUAGUUCAAAGGAGUAACAUUAAUCAAAUUACGGUACUUGAAGAAUUUCAGUCCAUUCUAGUACUUGUGGAUAAAAAAUUGUACAGUUGUCCAAUGGCUAUAUUAAAGAUGGAAGGUAACGGAACCGUUUACUUUAAGAAACAUAGUAAAGAAUUGGUCAAUCAUGUUAAUUUUUUCUCCGAUGGUGAUUGUUCCGGUAAAAGGUUAAUCGUCACUGCACAUUCUUCGUCGCAUUCAAUUAAAUUCUUCGAACAUGAUCAUCCUUUACUAUCAGAAAGCGGAAGUGGUGGCAGUAGUGGUAAGAAGAGUCUCAAGAAAAAAAUUACAGAAGUAGUAUUUGAUAGUGAACCGGUAUCAAUAUCAUUUCUCAAGGAUUAUCUAUGCAUUGGUUGUAAGAAGGGUUUCCAAAUUGUUAGUGUUUCACAAAAUGCUCACGAGCCCUUAUUGGAUCCUGCUGAUACUUCAUUAGACUUUGCCCUAAGAGAUACAUUAAAACCAAUGGCAAUUUAUCGUGUUGGUAACAUGUUUUUAUUGUGUUACGCUGAAUUUGCAUUUUUCGUUAAUAAUCAAGGUUGGAGGAAAAAAGAUUCCCACAUCAUUCAUUGGGAAGGUGAACCGCAAAAAUUUGCCAUUUGGUAUCCUUACAUCUUAGCAUUUGACAAUAACUUCAUUGAAAUUAGAAAAAUCGAUACCGGUGAAUUAGUGAGCUCAGUCCUAGGUGAGAAAAUUCGUUUACUGCAGACAAGCUCACAAGAAAUAUUAUAUGUCUAUGAGGAUUCAAGAGGUUACGACACUGUAGCAUCAUUAGAUUUCUGGGGUUAG